Clonostachys solani is the source of this 3522-nucleotide messenger RNA. The record is from the annotation of a GenBank genome assembly. Lineage: Eukaryota; Fungi; Ascomycota; Sordariomycetes; Hypocreales; Bionectriaceae.
AUGACCAAGGCGGAGGGCCAGCCCAACGGCGCCGAGAGCCCCGCGCCCACGAACCAAACCACGGCAUCUCCGCCAGCACCGAUGGUUGUUGAGACGGAUGAUUUCGGUCUACCCAUCCGACGAGUCGUUCCCCGUACUGUGUCGCAAGAUCACGGCUCCAGCGGAACAGACGAGGCCAGCGGUCAGACUACUGCGGGGCCCCAGAGUAAUAAGCAGAAUGGUGAAGGGAAGAAGGGCAAGACUGUGUCGACAGUGACCGAGACCAAAGAAGUCGUUGAAGAUGGCGGGAGCUCCGGCAAGGAGGCCAAGGCCGACCAACAGGCGGAUGGUUCGACCUCAAAGUCCGACACCAAGCAGGCCGCCACAACCGUGGUAGCGAAGAGGGAGUCUGCCUCGUUUGCCGAGAAAAGGAGAAGCUCCUUAAUGGGAGGGAAGAAAAAGGGACACGCCCACAAGGCCAGCGUCGUGAGCAUUGCUAGCAAUAAUGAGCAUGGUCUGUCGGAGCACUCCCACCAGCAGCUCUCGACACAGAAGGAAGACGAGAAGGACGAUGCGAUUGAGACCUGGCAAGAGAUGCCAUCGUAUGCUCGGUACGAUAUGUACGACGACAAUGACAAGCUGAUCGCUCGAGAACACGAUGAGGCCAACGAUGACGUGUACGGCUACGGAAAUCUCGGAGGGGCUGGCAAGGGAUACACGAGGGUACAGAUGGACGACGAUGCAGAAUCUGCCAACAGCAUAGACGACAACACCCAGUAUCUCUUCGGGGAUGGUUAUAAGGGCACGGCUAUGGCCGUUGAGGAGGAGGAGGAGGCUCGAGAUGCGGUUUCCCAAAUGCAAGCCACCAAAGACCUUCUCACAGAAGGUCAACGUAUAGCAUAUGUGGGCAUCGUGCGGUUGGAGAUUGUGAAGCAGCUUCGGGAUCUCAAGAGGAUAGAGCAUAUCGAUGCAUCCAAGAAAGUAAAGAAGGAAGUUAUGCACGCCCAUGAGGCCAUGACCAUGUGGGGGCAAAAGAUGAUGAUUCGCCUGUACGCUCACAUGGAUAUCAACGAGGCGGAACAGGUCAUGAUUGAGCAGCUUGCGGAGCAUGGUGUCAUCACCGCGGAUCUCACGCCCACCCUGAUGGCUAACGCCAGAGUUCGUAACCCCAUGGCCGACGCCAUGAAAGAGGAGGAGACUGAAGCGACCAAGGGUGAAGAGACCAAAGGUGAAGAGACCAAAGGUGAAGAGACUAAGGGCGAAGAUAUAAAAGGUGAAGAGACCAAGGGCGAAGAAAGCACAAACGGAAAGGGGAAAGAGGCCGCGCCACCAUCGUAUUCUGAAGGUGAGACCGGCCCAUCGACGUCGAACAGCGAUGAUGAGAAGGGUUUGAAAUCGCCUGCAAUCACGAAUGAUACCCUUGCUCCUACGCCUACUCCCGAGGACCGAAGCAAGACUCCCGUCGAGAAAAUCAAGACUAUAGAUGACGAAAUGCCUGCAACGCCACCCCCGCCCUACCAGAGCAUUGACAUCCAAGACAUGCCAGAAGUAAAGACUCCCACCCAGUUACCGUCGACAGAGAAGAUCGACAUCGAUUUGCGAUGGACAAUCCUGUGUGAUCUCUUCUUGAUUUUAAUCUCGGACUCUGUCUAUGAUGCCAGAUCAAGAACAUUACUCGAGCGCGUUGCUGAGAGCCUAGAAAUCAACUGGGUUGACGUUUGUCGAUUCGAGAAGCGUGUCACGGAUGCUUUGGAAAUGCAACAAGCCGCCGACAAGGAAAACUGGAACGAGGACGAGCACCUGGAUAACCGCAGAAAGGCAGCACUCAAAAAGCGAUAUAUGGUAAUGGGCCUGGCAACUGUUGGUGGCGGAUUGGUGAUUGGUUUAUCAGCCGGUCUGCUGGCAGGUCCAAUUGGCGUCGGUUUGGCUGCUGGGUUUGCCACCAUCGGUGUCGGUGGCACCAGUGGUUUUCUCGGUGGUAUAGGAGGUGCUGCCAUCAUCACAUCGACCUUUGCUGCCUCUGGAAGCUACAUUGGUGGCAAGGCUGCCAACCGACGGACAGGCGCCGUCAAGACAUUCGAAUACCGACCUCUCCAUAACAACAAACGUGUCAAUCUGAUCGUCACUGUAUCUGGUUGGCUGGCUGGCAAGGUGGAUGACGUUCGUCUCCCCUUCAGUACAGUUGACCCCUUGAUGGGUGAUAUUUACUCUGUCCUCUGGGAACCUGAAAUUCUCCAGAGUAUUGGUGACACUAUCAGGAUUCUAGCUACCGAGGCUCUAACAACGAGUAUCCAACAAAUUCUCGGUGGUACCAUUCUUACUGCGUUGAUGGGUGCCAUUCAACUACCCUUAAUUCUAACCAAGUUGUCAUAUCUGAUCGAUAACCCUUGGGCUGUUUCACUUGACCGAGCGAUGUUGGCUGGCAAGAUCUUGGCAGACUCGCUGAUAGAACGAAACCUCGGUGCCCGCCCCAUUAUCCUCGUUGGUUAUUCUAUCGGCGCCAGGGUGAUCUUCUCAUGCUUGCUUGAGUUGGCCAAGCGAGGUGCGUACGGACUUGUACAAGAUGUCUAUCUGUUCGGAUCGCCUGUUGUCGUGAAGAGGGAGGAGUAUUUGCGGACACGUACAGUGGUUACGGGACGCUUUGUGAACGGCUUUAACCGUAACGACUGGAUUCUUGGCUACCUAUUUCGUCUUACCAGCGGUGGUAUUCGCCGUGUGGCAGGGCUGGGGCCGAUCGAAGAGCUACCAUGGAUUGAAAACUUUGAUGUCACGGACAUUGUGAUAGGACACAUGGAAUACCGUACAGCCAUGCCCAUUCUGUUGAUGAACUGUGGAUGGAUGGUGGAAAGCGAGGAGUUUACUGAAAUCGAGGAUCCUGAUCCCGAGGGUCAUGAUCAACGGCAGAGAGAAUUGAUCAGCGAGAUCGAGGAGGCCCGGCGAGCACUCGAAGAAGAGGGCAAAGCAGCAGCAGCCAGCAACAAGAAAACGGGCAUGUUUGGAGGGUUCUUCAGUGGGAAGUCAAAGGGAAAGAAACAGGAAUGGGAAAUAUACGAAGAGAAGGGAGCGAAACAAGCUAUACCCUCCGACUCGAAAGAAAAGGAUAAGGAUGCGGCGUAUCAGGGGGCACUCUUCGACGUGGAUGCCAUGCGUGCAGAAAUAGCAAAUGGUGUUACAGAAGAGACCGGAUCAGACCCCAAGGGAUCAGAGAAUGUUCAGAUCAAAGAGAUUGAAUCAACUCUGCCGCCCAUGUCCCUAGAUUUACCGCCCCCCUUGAAAUCGAAAUCACAGCAGACGGUACUGGUCGUGAAGAGCGCUGGAGCCCCAAGCACCCCCAGACCCGAGGCUGACGAGGUAUCGAUGGUAUUCGACACGUCGUUCACAGACAAGCCGCCUCCGCCACCGCCCAAGGAUGAGUUCUCCAAGCGUCCUCUUCCGGUAACAUCACAGACACUCCCUAAUAUAACACUAAACGACCCGUGGGCAGACGACCCUGACGAUGAAGAUUUCGGUAAAGAGAAGGAGAUGUCAAUGACUUUCGCAUAG